Molecule: messenger RNA, 1931 nt
Organism: Pseudo-nitzschia multistriata
Lineage: Eukaryota; Bacillariophyta; Bacillariophyceae; Bacillariales; Bacillariaceae
Source: the annotation of a GenBank genome assembly
CGGGCGCGUUCAACAAUCGUCAUUAGCAGAUACCUUUUCACAUAACGAGCAACUAUCUUCUACAAGGUGGCGACUUCGUUUCAAUCAAAAGCACUAACAAUCCUAACACAAAAUCGAUAAGAAUGAUUGAAAGGAUAGAACGGCAUUGCAGCAUUGGUAGAGUAUUAUAAAACGCAAGGAGACAACGAAAAGAAGUUCAUCAAGUAAGUAGCGUAGGAUGCAGUACUUUUUCUACGAGGUUGCUCCUGCAGCUCCAGAACAGUUCGGAAUUGUGCCUUUCGCUUCGAUCAAAACACCGUUAAACAAUCAUUUUCUUCUUGCCUUUCCGGUUGAACUUUGUUGCUGACAUCGUUUGUAUCAAACUUUCUCCUUUGAUCAUCAAAUGCAUUGCCACUAUCAACACAUAUCCAAAUUCGAAGGAAAAGUAUUGGAAUACAACAAACAACGGCAACGAAGCAGAAAUCCCAAGUUCGAAUUCCAGAUUCACGAAUCUCAAAUACCGCGGCAUUUCAUCAACAAUUUCUCCGGUUAUUUUCUGAUUACCAAAACACAACAGCACUAACACCAUGAAGUUCAUGGAGAACGAGAAACUGAAUCAAAUUUCUUCCGAGCUCUCGGAGGCGGUUCUCAAAGAUUCGCACCGGAUGAUACAGGGCAGAAUCGAAGCGUACACAAUGAAAAGAGCCGGCAACGACAAGAAAUUUGCGCACGCACUGGGGCAGAAAUAUAUUGCCGAGAUCGAAGACCUUCAGGAAGAACUGGCAGCGACCGUCGAGCGGAAACGAAGGCGACGCAGCAAUUCGGAAUCUUUCCUCUUUACGACGACCAAAAAGUCGAAGCUCUCCCUGCCCUCAACGCCGGAAUCCACGAAGGCUCCCAGCAAGCGGGAACGCGCAAAGUCCUUUGACUGCACGCUGGAUUCUACAUCUAAGACGACACUCGGAGACUUUUCGGAGAUUUCCAMUCGAAAACUCAUGACGGAUCUCAUCCUGACGCUGAAUGCAUCCUUUCCGGACUACGACUUUUCGACUGUCAAGCCGAAUCAAUUCCAAAAAGUCAAGAUGGCCGACGUCCGCAAGAGCAUCCACGAGAAUCUCUCAGAAUUUGCGUCGCAGCGAAGCUCUCCGAAUUUCUUGGAAGAACUCUGGGAUGCCCUGAACGACGUCAUCGAUUUGCAAGAGGCCAAUGUGUACUCGUUCGAUUACGAAUUCGCAGACGACGACGAAAGCGGGAACAAUUCCCUCUGGAAUUUCCACUACCUUUUCGUCAACAAGUCCGUCCGACGAAUCGUCUUCUUUACUUGUUCAGAACGAAUCAGUGAUGACAUGACGGGUGCCCAGGGAAGCGCCGACGAGGUCGACGACACCUCCGAACGGGUGGAAUACUAUGCCAGGGAGAAUGUGUACACACCCGUGGACGACGUGGACUGGGAUCCCGGAGACAACAUUGCCGGAGGAAUGUCUGUGGAAGUCACGAUUGGUGGGUAAUACAACUUCAGAAGAAGAGGCGAGGAGAGGAAGAGGAUACAUCGAGCAAAAGAAGACUCGGUCGGGGACGAGAAGGGACUACCAAAGUAUCGAAUGGGUUAUUGCUUUACAGCAAAAGUCGAUACGUGGAUCCUUCCUUUGUGGGUACUAUGGAACGGAAUUUUUACUCCAUGUUGUAUGCUUCGGAUACAUGGAAUUUUAGUAUUUUUAUAUAAACUUUUAUAUAGAUUCUGAGCGGGACAGCGCAAAACGUGGGGAUAUACUAGGAUUAUGUUGUGUCCCUGUUGUCAUGGCAUUCGCCCUGCGGUUGUGCGGCAUCGAGUAGGCAAGCGAUUUCAUUACGGAGCGAUGCAAGAGAGAUUACAAUGCGCAUGCGACGAAUGAAUGAAUUACAUCCAACCGGAUGGUGUUCUACGGAGGGCGUAACAAAAUAAAAUGCCUAGA